Molecule: messenger RNA, 1472 nt
Organism: Orussus abietinus
Lineage: Eukaryota; Metazoa; Arthropoda; Insecta; Hymenoptera; Orussidae
Product: lachesin
Exons: 7
Coding region: 1-930 (309 amino acids)
Biological process (GO): synapse organization
Cellular component (GO): neuron projection membrane
Source: RefSeq, a predicted model, not a curated record
AUGAUCGACGCGAAGCUGUGCCAGAUAGUCCUGGUGCUGGUCGGCGGGACGCAUUUCCUGCGUGCGGAUCCCUCGGCCUCCCCCACCGCCAGAGGUGCCGGCGGUUCCAGCGUGGUGGCAGGGAACCACAGACCGGGGAAUACCGGGGAGAGGCCUUAUUUCGAUGACAUCUCGCCCAGGAACUUGACAGCCAUCGUGGGCCAAUCGGCGGAGCUGAGCUGUCACGUCAAACAUCUCGGCGACCGGACGAUAUCCUGGAUGAGGAAGAGAGACCUGCACAUCCUGACCUCGUCGGUCUACACUUACACUGGAGAUGACAGAUUCUCCGUCAAGCAUCCGGAGGCCUCGGACGAGUGGAGGCUCAGGAUCGACUACGUCCAGCCUAGGGAUGAAGGGAUCUACGAGUGCCAAGUCAACACCGAGCCCAAGAUGAAUAUGGCCUUCCUCUUGAGCAUCGCAGAAAGUGCCCAUGUCCCUGCCACUGCAUCGAACACCAUUCAUCGGACGCUCCACUCAGCCGCGCAGGCGAAGAUUCUGGGCCCGCAGGAGAUCUUCGUGAAAAGAGGCAGCACGAUAAGUCUGACUUGCACGGUUAACGUGCAAAGUACACCUCCUAGCAGUGUUUCGUGGCAUCACGGAGGUGCCGUGGUGGAUUUUGAUAGUCCUAGCGUUCACCACAGGGGCGGAGUUUCGUUGGAGACCGAGAAAACGGAGAGUGGGACGACCAGCAAGCUUCUGGUCACCCAGGCCAAGCUGAGUGACAGCGGAAAUUACACCUGUAUACCCAGCAACGCCAACCCAGCAAGUGUCAUGGUCCACGUGCUGAAUGGAGAACAUCCAGCGGCCAUGCAACACGGCGGGAGCUGCGAGGUGACCCCGACUCUUUUGCUGGGGACCCUGGCUCUUCUGGGGGCGAAUCUGCUGAGGUGAGCGACUCCCAGGGGUCACGUUCCGUGACUGACGAGAAGAUGGUGCGACCAAUUCGCCCAAGGACGGCCCCGGUGUCUCGGGCUGAAGAAUAAAUGUCGACAAUUAGACGUGUGGAAAUCUGCCGUGCACCGCAAGCGAGCUGCGAAUCGACAUCCUGGUGAAAUCGCGCGAGUGAGAUAGGACCGACAGACCCUAAGAAGUACGACCAAUGGACUUCUUCCGAAGCGCAGUGUCAUAUGAAGAUUAUAGUGAUCGCGAUAGUGCACUCCGACUUUUGUGCAACGAGGAAAUCCGGGAACGCGAGAGCUCCCCGGAGUUAUUAUAGAGACCGUCUAGUCUAGAGUAACGUGGACAUUCCGGCAGAUCUGUACAGUUCGAUGCAAGGAGAUCAAAAUAGAAUCUAAAACGCCUGCGAGGCGGAUUUACUGAAAAAAAAGGAAAAGCCAAAAAAAAAUCAAAACGUAUACAUGAUUACAUUCUAGCGGAAUAAAGCCAAGUCCUAAUUAGAAGACUCCAUUGCCGGUUAGACCGUCGUUUACGGA